AAAAAAAAAUAAAUAUAUCGCGGGGGAUGGAUUGCCGGCGCUUGUAUUUGAUUAAUAAAGUGGCCGCGAAAGAGUGCACUCUCGAACGAGAGUGGACUGUAGCCCUUUAUCAGUGAUAUCAACUACCAGAGCGGAGACAAGCAACCAACCGAGCGGAAGGCUGUCAACGAGCGCAGUUGGGCAAUGAUUAUCGAAAGCGUCAACAACGACAACGAAAGAGUGACUCUGACGUUUUACCGACAGUAUUAUCGAGAAAGAUCCACAAACCGAUGAUAUCGCGUGCGUAAAUUAUCUUUUCGCGAUCGACAGUGUGCGAGUACUAUUCCUCCUUAAUCCAAGCUGUGAAGACGCCCAUAUUAAUCGAACCCGGAAGAAUUUAGUGUUUUACGGAGUUUCAGUGAUAAUUCUAGUGUCCGGAUUAAUGAUAUUAAUAAAACAUUAAUGUCCUGAUACAUGAUACAUUAAUAUCAUUUAAUAGAAUAUGAUCCUUGAAAACUUCUUGGUAUUAUUCAUUGUCGUUUUCUGCGCUUUUUGCGACGAUGGUGCAUCGCAAGAGACAACGAUAUCGACUUUUGAAUCGAAUUAUGAUUCUGGAUCGACGAUAAAUCUUAUAAGUUACGAUACUGAGUCAGCGAAAGAUAUUACAAAUUUCUCGAGUAACGAUUCUGAACCUACGGAGAAUCUUACAAUCGCGAAUUAUGAAUCUAGCAGUGAAUCCACUAUCAAAUUUAUGACAACUAAUUCCCAGCUAGACACCGAUGAUUUUUCAUCGUCUUCGAUUAUCGAUCAGACAACGCAAUCAAAGUUUACUACUGUCGUAUACGACAAUGUGACUCUUAUGGAUAACAGUACGAUUUGUGAUCCGAUGUGGCCAAUAAACGCAAGCGUGGAUACAAGAGAGGUAAUUGAUUUGAAGAUAAACAAUAAAAGUACAGAAUGGAUCGCUCUGUCAUGGGAAUCUCCCUGCAAUGAUGCGACGGACUCGAUGUCAAAUGUCUCGAUAAUAUAUCGGAUUGAGAUAUGCGUUGGAGAAAACUGCAACCAGACAAAUGAAACUGAUACAUGGUACAACGCCACUGAUCUCGAUCCGUGUACAUCGUAUACAUUUACCGUAAAAGUUCUUACAGAUUGUUGGGAAUCUGAUGGAGUCACUCUAUCGGAAACAACAGAUUAUAAUAUUUCCGAAAUUGGAGAUGUGCUUGAUUUAAGUGUAAACGUCAGCGUUCACACUAUUCGAUUAACUUGGCAACCACCCGUAGUACACGAAAAAUGCGUGUCCAAUUAUUUUAUUAUACAAUGCGUCGCGAAACUUUGCAACAACAGCACGGUCCUCGCUACGAAUUACAUUGCCAGCAAUCUUGAACCAUGCACGCGAUAUUAUUUUACUAUCAAAACGAUAACGCAAACUGUACAAUCUGCCGGUGUAAACAAAACUGUGAGGACAGCUUCACCGAAGUUGUUAGAGGUGCAAAAUUUGACGAUAACAUCUGGAAAUUUUUCGCUAUUCGUCGAGUGGAAUCCGCCACAAUAUGAUACACUCUGCCUAAAGCAUUAUCACGUAACUAUAAAUAAAUACUUUGACGAAAAUACUACGGAAACGAGCAUACAAAUUCCGAAAUUGCACGCUUGCGCGACAUAUCAAGUAUAUGUAAACGCUGUGAAUAAAAACGACGUUGAUGGAAACACAGCGACUAAAAGCGGUACCACACUUGAAUCCAGAACAAAUCCACCAGAAUCACAUACUCCAAGCUUACCGAUUAGACACGUUAAUAACAUAACGAUAAUCUGGAUGAUCAAGAAAGAAAACAAUCAAUGCAUAUUGGAAACUAUAGUAACUAUAUGUAAUGAAACAGGAAGCAAUGGGAGUGGUUACGAACCUGAGGGUAAUCAUGCUAUAACGCAAAUUGAUAAAGAGAAAGCUGCAGCUUCCAUUGUUGUUGUAAAUACGACGGUGGACAAUCUGAGCCCUUUUACAAAUUUCAUUUGCUGGGCACAUACUGUUAAUGCAGCAGGAUACAGCGAAUUAAGCCACGGGAUCAAUGUUACGACACUGGAAAGUGUGCCAUCUCCUCCGAAAUUUAUGUUCGACAACAUUACGGACUCGCAAUUCACUUUGAAUUGGGAUCCGCCAGAAUAUUUGCCUGGUAAUUUAGAAGAAUUUGAGAUAAUAAUUAAUUGGAAACCACUUUAUCCGAUUCCGAAUUGGUGUCCUCGUGAAGAAUCGAAGAAUUCUAUAAAACAUAAUGUAAGCGGAAGUACAUUUGAUUACAGUUAUCUCGAGGCAAAAGCAUAUACAAACUAUACUGUAUGCAUGAGAGCGAGAACAGGAGCAGGAUGGAGCGAUUGUAGCAUUUCUCAAAAUGUUGAAACCGAUAGCAUAGUUCCAGAGGCAAUAUCGAAAUUCAAUUCCUCGUCCAUCAUUAUUAAAGAAAAUUCGCGUAAUAGUAACGUAUUAGAUACAAUUGUAAUGUGGGGCCUGCCGUGUUCUUUAAACGGUGAAUUCGAAUUCUUCAAUGUAUCGGUUUACGGUACUAGAGACAAAUACCCACCUCAUUCCCUUUACAAAAUACACAAAUGUAUGGAGUACAUCGACAACGAUUAUAUGUGCUUGAUAAAUCUCAACGAACUGAAAGGAGAGUACAAUUAUACUUUUUCGAUAUCCACCAAAGUUAUGAACGUCGAUACUCUCAGUAAACCAAUGAGUGAAAAAAAGCUGUAUCCUGCCGGCAUACCACCACAGCCUGACGAUGACUACAUCAAAUCGAUUACCAUAGAUCCGUACAAGGCGCGCAGAUCCACAACUACGGCUUCUAUCUUACUACCCUUGUUCCCCGAUACCAACGGCGAUAUCAAGUAUUACGCCAUCAUGGUAUCGAAAAAGGGAUACAAUAAUGUUAAAUCAAGCACGAGGUUUGAUCUAAAGAAUAAGAUUUGGCCGAAUGUGUCCUCCUGGGAGGAAGCGAUGAUAAAGAAAUUCUCCAUAACGUAUCAAGCGACAUGGCCGCAAUGGGAUUCUUAUCGGAACCACAUUGCUGAGUACGGUAACAUAAGAGCCAUCAAGUAUACAAUCGGUGAGGACAUCGACUGCAAGGAAAUCUCGUCCAACACGGACGAGCAAUUGUAUUGCAACGGACCUCUUAAGCCGGACACGUGGUAUCACGUUAGAAUGAGAGCGUUUACUUAUGGUGGUUACACCGACUCCGACGUAUUUCUGAUAAAAACGAACGCGGAGCUGAAUGUUGCUCUUGUGAUUGGGACAGUCUUCGGAAUUCUUGUCGUUGGAAUACUGAUAACGAUGAUGUUGCUUGUGCGAAAAUGCUCGCCAUACAUAGUGUUGCGAAGAUUUUUGCAUUCUGACAUGCCCGGUUCGCCUGUACCUGCCCCGUUCACUAGAAAAAAAUUCAUUAGCCAUUGCCAACAAUUGGUCGACAAUCCUGGAAAAUUGAGCAAUGAAUUUCGACUGCUUCAGACUCUCAGCGUCGAUUUACAAAUGCCCACAAACACCGCCUGCUUACAGGCUAAUCGAAAAAAAAAUCGCUACUCUGACAUUUUACCCUAUGAUUUCUCAAGAGUAAAGCUGGAAGUGAUAGAUAACGAUCCUAACACGGAUUAUAUCAACGCAUCAUUCAUCAGGGGAUACACGGGAGAGGACGAAUACAUUGCUUGUCAAGGUCCAAAAGAGGAAACUACUUAUGAUUUUUGGAGGAUGGUCGAUCAAUACAAUAUUAAUAUUAUAGUUAUGCUAACACAGUUGGUCGAGAAGGGCAAAGAAAAAUGCCAUCAAUACUAUCCGACUAUUAGGGAAACUUUCCGAUACGAGAACAUGACAAUACGAUGUACAAGCGAAUUAGAUUUUAGGACACAUACCCAAAGAACACUUGUAUUACAAAAGGAGAAUAAAAAAAGAAAUAUUACUCACUUGCACUUUAAAGAUUGGCCUGAUCACGAUGUUCCGGAAGAUUUUGACGCAAUGAUUAAUUUCUGUCAAAUUAUACGUCGCAAUAUUAGUGCCAAUAAAGGUUUCAUUGUCGUUCACUGCAGCGCAGGCAUCGGUAGAACAGGAACAUUAAUAGCGAUAGAUAUUCUCCUGCAACAUCUUAGAGAUAAUAGAAAGUUAGACGUCUUCGGUACUGUAUAUAGACUGCGACAUCAUAGAAUAAAUAUGGUGCAAAGAGAAAGUCAAUAUGCUUAUAUAUAUAAUUGUAUAAAGCAAGUACUCAAGAAUCCCUAUUUUUUAAAAACUUAUAAACCACCACCCGUUGAUCCAAUAUACGAAAAUAUCUCUAAAAUCAAAGAUACAACGAAUUCAGAUACAAAUCUAGUCAACAAUCUUGAAACAUUAAAAAAACAUAACUCCAUAUCUAUGGAAUCUCUGGAAUCAAUCUACAAUCUCUUUCCUUGGUCAACAAAAUACCAAAGAAGAAACGUAAUAGAUAGUGGUUUGAGACAAUACAAAUCAAUGGGUUCCAUAAAUAUAAAGACUCGUCACAUUUCUGUAGGAAAAUCCCGAACUUUGGAUUGUGUCAUUUAUAAAUCACUAAACAAUUCAUCGUAUAGAUUAAGUAAAGAAAAUUUAAAACAGGAAAAUUUUCCAUUACUAACUUGUUCAAGAUCAGCACAAGAUAUACUUGGCGAUAACACGCAAUAUGCAAUGAACAGUAAGCCUUAUAUGAUUUUGUUGAAAUCUUAUGUUGCAUGAAUCAUGCAUUAUAUUUUUUUCACAACAGUGAUUUAUGAAAUCUAUAUUUUUUUGCAGACAUGUGAAAGAGAUGAUUGAGUUAUAUUGAUGAUUGUAAUUUACAUGUGUUAAAUUAUAAUAAUCAGAGCAGGUUAUACUCGGCCAGAAUAUAAAUCAUAAAUAUAUGUAAAUAAACAAUAUGUUGACAAAAAAUUUAUAAGAAUUCUUAGGAUAGAAUAUAACUUUAUACAUUCUUUAAAUACACACAAAUCUGUGCGAACAUUCCCAUAUGAAUGUAUAUGACACUAAAAUGUAUUAAGUAAUACUGUACCAGCAUUAUUAUCAGAUAUUAUUAUCUUAAACAAUCUCUAGUCCAGCUAGAAUUGAAAAACAUUAAAUAA
This is a messenger RNA of Cataglyphis hispanica, 5079 nucleotides long. RefSeq names its product receptor-type tyrosine-protein phosphatase beta (gene Ptp52F). Bases 482 to 4699 code for a protein of 1405 amino acids. Gene Ontology annotation, molecular function: protein binding; protein tyrosine phosphatase activity. The record is from RefSeq and is a predicted model, not a curated record. Lineage: Eukaryota; Metazoa; Arthropoda; Insecta; Hymenoptera; Formicidae. Gene Ontology annotation, biological process: protein dephosphorylation. The transcript is spliced from 22 exons.